CCACGCUAGGCUGUUCCACGCUAGGCUGGUCCACGCUAGGCUGGCCCACGCUAGGCUGGCCCACGCUAGGCUGGCCCACGCUAGGCUGGCCCACGCUAGGCUGGCCCACGCUAGGCUGGUCCGCACUAGGUAGAACCAUCUCACAACUACCUUGAUAAGUAAACAAGAACAGACGCUUUUCCAUGCCUCUCAGUGCCUUUUCUUAAAGCAAGUUACUGUAUGAUUAUUGGGUCUCCAGGCACACGUUACCAGUUCUUCAGGCAACAAUCUCCACGAGUUUAGCGCUUCCCGGAGAAUAUAAUGAACAAUCUUCAGAUUUUGCUAGUGAAGAAUCAUUGCACCACGAGGCUAAAUUUCUUGCUGUUCCCCAGAGGACCCCAACUUAAAGUCAGCUGAUGUACCACUGACAUGGUCGCUGCCUCGCGCGGCCAAGACCAACAUCCUCGAGAUCAGUCUCAUCUCCGGCCUCUACCACGCCUCCGUCAGCAUCAAUGACAAGGAGGUGAUGACAAAGAAUAUCGCUACCAGCAACGGCACCAGCCAGGAGAUGCUGCUGACAGUGCCACCUUACUCUGGGUGCCACCUCCAUGUAGUCAACCCACACACUGGCAUCAUCACUCUCUCUCACUACUUCAACCUCCAAAGUCCACUCCUUGACCUGGAGUUGACCUCCACCUUGGCUGACCUCAGGCAGGGCCGUCUCGCCCUCCUCAACACCUAUCAUGACGCUACAGCAGGACUUGAAACACGGGCCAGAUUGCUCCUCCAGUCUCAUGGCUCCUGGGCAGCGCCUCACAUCAGAUUCCGAGACGGAUGGGCGUGGGCGUGGGUGGUGGGCGGCCUGACACUAGCAGAGGCUCUCAUGACUAACAUGGAUGGUAUCUACACCAUGACACGCCCCCUUCAUCUUCAACUCACUCUACCAACACACUCAGCAGAACGACUGUGCAGCAGCUGGCCCUCUGGCGGGGGAUGGGAGAAACGUCACUACUUCUGUGACCUCUACGAUGGCUACGGUGACCUCUGCUCCUGUGUGACCCCAGCCCUAGUCCCCCCACCUCCGACUCUCAAGCAGGAAUGGUGGCGAGAGAAUAUAACCUUCAUAGUACUGGCAGCCAACAGACCUCGCUACCUGUACAGGCUUCUGCAACAGCUACUGACGCAGCCGGGGGUGAGUCCUGACCUGGUGAUGGUGUCGGUAGACGGUCUGCAAGAAGAGACCAUCCGGCUAUUGGAACUUUUCGGUCUCCGCUGCUUCAUCCAUACUCCCGAGGGCACCGUUACCUCCGCCAGGAUCUCCAGACACCUGAGGUUCGCGCUUUUCAAGGCUCUAGAGACGUUUGAAGACGUGGAUAAGUUCAUCAUCCUGGAGGAGGACCUUAUCCUGGCUCCAGACUUCUACUCGUUUAUGCAGCAGACGUCAGUGCUUCUGGAGGAGGAAGAAGACUCGUUGUAUGGCGUGUCAGCCUUCUCCCACUUCGGUAGCUCCCACACAUCUAGCGACCUCGAACGCCUCCAGAGAGUGACAUCAUUUCCCUCCUGCGGCUGGAUGACUACCAGAGCCUUCCUGACUGAGACACUUCCGAAGUGGCCCCCGGCGUACGUGGUAAGGACGACAGGCUCGCCAGGAUGUACUUAAGUAAUUCCUUCGAGGGGCGCCUUGAUGCUGGUAGAGGGCUUUCCAUUAAACUCGUAUUAAAUCUGUCAU
This is a messenger RNA of Cherax quadricarinatus, 1708 nucleotides long. The record is from RefSeq and is a predicted model, not a curated record. Lineage: Eukaryota; Metazoa; Arthropoda; Malacostraca; Decapoda; Parastacidae.